Heterobasidion irregulare TC 32-1 is the source of this 165-nucleotide messenger RNA. RefSeq lists its product as uncharacterized. The coding region runs from base 1 to 165 and encodes 54 amino acids. The record is from RefSeq and is a predicted model, not a curated record. The transcript is spliced from 2 exons. Lineage: Eukaryota; Fungi; Basidiomycota; Agaricomycetes; Russulales; Bondarzewiaceae.
AUGUUUUUGAUCUGGAGUGAGGGCUUUGGAACAGAGAGAGAUAGCAUCGAGCUAGCGUUGUUCUUCACUCGAUCGCAACACUAUUAUAACACUGCGGAGGUGUCUGUCGCGGCAUGGAAGGCCAAAUCAGUUCUCAAAACAGUGUUAGAGGCUAGGAUGCUUUGA